AUGGAGCCCCGGGGCGGCGGCGCGGAGGGCCCGGCCCGCGGCCCGCGGGUGCUGGUGGUGGGCGGCGGCAUCGCGGGGCUGGGCGCGGCGCAGCGGCUGUGCGGCCGCCCGGCCCGCCCCAGCCUGCGGGUCCUGGAGGCCACGGCCCGGGCCGGGGGCCGCAUCCGCUCGGAGCGCGGCUGGGGCGGUGUGGUGGAGGUGGGCGCCCACUGGAUCCACGGCCCCUCGCCGGGCAACCCCGUCUUCCAGCUGGCGGUUGAGUACGGGCUGCUGGGGGAGAGGGAGCUGUCGGAGGAGAACCAGCGGGUGGACACGGGGGGCCACGUGGGGCUGCCCUCGGUGUCCUACACCAGCUCCGGGGGCAGGGUGAGCCUGGAGCUGGUGGCAGAGGUUGCCGGUCUGUUCUACGGCCUCAUGGACCAGGCCCGGGAGUUCCUGCACGCGGCGGAGGCCCCCGCAGCCAGCGUCGGGGAGUUCCUCAAGAAGGAGAUCAGCCGGCACAUGGCUGGCUGGACAGAGGACCAGGAGACCAAGGAGCUCAAGCUGGCCGUCCUGAAGAGCCUUUUCAACCUGGAGUGCAGUGUGAGCGGCACGCACAGCAUGGACCUGGUGGCCCUCAAGCCCUUCGGCGAAUACACCGUGCUGCCCGGGCUGGACUGCACCUUCUCUGGGGGCUACCAGGGGCUCACGGACCGCCUCGCCGCCUCGCUGCCCGCAGACGCGCUGGCCCUUAACAAGCCGGUGAAGACCAUCCACUGGCAGGGGACCUUCCGGGAGCCCGAGUCUCCGGGGGACACCUUCCCGGUGCUGGUGGAGUGCGAGGACGGGGACCGCUUCCUGGCACACCACGUCGUGGUCACCGUGCCCCUGGGCUUUCUCAAGGAGCAUCUGGACACCUUCUUCCAGCCCCCGCUGCCCCCCGAGAAGGCAGAUGCCAUCAGGAGACUUGGCUUCGGGACCAACAACAAGAUCUUCCUGGAGUUCGAGGAGCCUUUCUGGGACCCCGGCUGCGAGCACAUCCAGGUGGUGUGGGAGGGCUCCUCGCCCCUGCAGGACGCGGCUGCCCCGCUGCAGGACGCCUGGGUCAAGAAGCUCAUUGGCUUCCUGGUCCUGCCUUCCUUCGAGUCUGCCCACGUCCUCUGUGGCUUCAUUCCUGGGCUGGAGUCAGAGUUCAUGGAGACACUGACCGACGAGGAGGUGCUGCAGGCCCUGACCAACAUGCUUCGCAGAGUGACAGGAAACCCGCAGCUCCCGGCGCCCAGGAGCAUUCGGAGGUCCCGCUGGCACAGCGCCCCCUACACUAGGGGCUCCUACAGCUACGUGGCCGUGGGCAGCACCGGGGAUGACAUUGACCUGUUGGCUCAGCCCCUCCCCGAGGACGGCAAGGGGUCCCAGCUGCAGGUGCUGUUUGCCGGGGAAGCGACACACCGGACGUUUUACUCCACCACGCACGGGGCGCUGCUGUCCGGCUGGAGGGAGGCUGAUCGGCUCAUCGCACUGUGGGACUCACAGGCACAGCCGGCAGGGCCGGGGCGCUGAGCCUCCCCACUUGCCAUGAGCUGGCUCUGCUCCUCCCAGGGGGCUGGCCCUUCCCUCCUCUGGCCGGGGAUGCUCAGCCUGGGUUCAGAUUUGGGGGUCUUAAUGGCCCCUCCCGCUGGUAACCGAAGGUCAGCUCUCUGCUCUGCCUACCUGUUGCUGGCGUGCAGCCAGGGCCGACCUUGAGCUGAGCAGCGUGUCUGGGGGGUGCUGCUGGCAUGACAUAAAGGUGUCUCAGCCCUGAGUCCACUGUCCUGUGUCAUUUCGCCUCAGGCGAGGGCUUCUGUUCUCUGUUCCUGUGGCCCGAGGCCCAGGCUAUUGCAGACCCUGUGUGUGGCUCCUGUCCCUCACUCCUGGGGCUGCAGGCUAUCCUGCUCCAGC
Molecule: messenger RNA, 1917 nt
Organism: Talpa occidentalis (Iberian mole)
Lineage: Eukaryota; Metazoa; Chordata; Mammalia; Eulipotyphla; Talpidae
Gene: PAOX
Product: polyamine oxidase
Exons: 7
Coding region: 1-1539 (512 amino acids)
Molecular function (GO): polyamine oxidase activity
Source: RefSeq, a predicted model, not a curated record